UUUAACCCGGAAGUUGAUGCAUUGCAGGACUCAGGAAGGUGGAACACACGUGAAAGUGUACAGGACGAGCUUUGAAAGCAUGUCCGCAUCGCUGCUCAGGAAAGGGCUGGAUUUAUUGGCUUCAGAUACCAGCGGUAUGUGUUGUGGAAGAAACCCUAGAGGCACUGAGCUGCCAGUGGUUGCAUGAUCAGCAAAUGAUGCUGAGACUCGGUGUAAAGUGACUGCCCCGGGCAGAGUGUGAGACCGUGCAAUAGGGUCAGUGUAUUGGAAGUAUGCUGAAUGGGAAUCCCCUGCUCUUUGAUAAGUGGGACUCAAACAUAAAUACUGUGUCUGCCUUUGUUAGGUCAGUUAUUACAAGUUAACAUUGUAAAUAACUGAGGUAAUAUGUCACUGUAUACUUUCUGUGCACUCUACUUGGUGAUCAAUAUGCAGCUCCUUCUGGUUUUAAAACAGCACUGUCACCAUUCCCUCCCACCCCCCUGAACAAUUUGUAUUUAAUAAAGAUAGAAUUCCAAAACAGUCAAGUGAUAUACUAAGACAGAGUAAGGACUACGUUGUGUCUGUAUAUUUCCUGAUAACUUUAUUAUACUCUGGGUUGAGUUAGUGUCAAUCCCUACAGCUGUCACCAGUAACGGCUGCAGGAAAUUGGCUCUGUGUAUGGAGGAUCCUGCAUAGACCUUAAAGGACCACUCUAGGCACCCAGACCACUUCAGCUUAAUGAAGUGGUCUGGGUGCCAGGUCCAGCUAGGGUUAACCCAUUUUUUAAUAAACAUAGCAGUUUCAGAGAAACUGCUAUGUUUAUUUAUGGGUUAAGCCUUCCCCCUAAUCCUCUAGUGGCUGUCUCAUUGACAGCCACUAGAGGCGCGUGCUUCUCACUGUGAUUUUCACAGUGAGAGCACGCCAGCGUCCAUAGGAAAGCAUUGUAAAUGCUUUCCUAUGCGACCGGCUGAAUGCGCGCGUGCGCAUUCAGCCGACGGGGCGGAACAGAGGAGGAGAGAAGGUGAGCUCCCCGCCCAGCGCUGGAAAAAGGUAAGUUUAACCCCUUUCCCCCUUCCAGAGCCGGGCGGGAGGGGGUCCUGGCACUAUAGUGGUCCUUUAAUGCGGUGCGCAUGCACCAGGAGCUGAAGGGGACCUGCCAAAACAAGAUGGCCGCAACUGCGAGAAGCUUCAGGUAUCUAAAUCUCACCUUUGCCUGCCCCAUUCCUCCUUGCCAAAAUGUCACUGUUGGGGAUCUUUGCAAUUCAGCAUAGUCCCCAGGCGGUGACAGUGCUGCAUUAAUGGUGUAUUGCAGCUUCUUCGUAAACACUUCUACUUUCAUAUACCCAUAUGGAUUCCAGUGUUUUGCUUGUUGUACUGUUACAAUCAGUAAAAUUUGAUGAGUCAGUCAAUCGUGUAUGUAGGUUUGCCAUGAUAUUGUCCUUUUUCCAGUGCAGUAAUAUAUUCUACACGUCCACUUCAAAUGUUGGUACAUUUUGUUUAUAACAUCCUGUUUAAAGCUGAUUGCUACUACUCUAGAAUUGGUAAUUCCUCAUUCCCUUACACCAGUAAAGUAUAUUAGCAUUUGCAAGGGCAAUUAAUACAGCACAGGUAAAUCAAAAAAUAUAAUUUGUCUUCGCUGCACUUCAGAGUGAUUUUUGUGGUUCCAUGAUGCCUCCAGUAUACUCCUAUUCCCUCAGGGACUUGCACAGAAAUGGCAUACUAACAUGCACACUCAAACAUUCCUUUAGUUGUGUCAUGUGUAAGUGCUUCAUAAGUACAAAACUGCAGGGGUUAAUAUAAUAUACAUAUUGUUCCCUGAAGAGCAUGUAAUUUAUUUCUAUAAAAAGUUAACAUUAAACACAGCCCAUAUCUCACAUUUAUUUCUAUAGUCAUGCAAAAAUCUCAUGUGACAGUACUACUUUAAAGGGGCACUCCAAGCACCAGAAUUGUUGUAGCGUAAUGUUGUGAUUUUGGUGCAGAGGGAUUGUCCAUGCAGUCUCUUUAUUGUAAACACUGCCUUUUCUGUAAAAAGUCAGAGUUCUAUUUGUUCCUAAGGGCAUCUGUAAUGGCUGUCACUCAGGCAGCCGCAAAAGGUGCUUCCUGUCACGGUCCUACAGUCUUUGAGAAAAUGCUGAUUGGAUUCGAGUGGAGACGUUUCCCCCUUGCUUCUUCUAUGAAGUAGUAUUGGAUUGCCUGAGAUCAUCAGUAAUAAUGACCUCGGGGAGGUGCAGGAACCACAGGAAAAUCAGUGUCAAAUAUAAAGUAAUAAAACAUAGUAAAAUAUUUUUAUUAUGGGAGGGGGGUGAGUAAUCUAAUCUAACAGGAUGGAGAACAAACUUAUGUUCAAGGGAGGGUAUGCAGUUAACUAUCUAAAGCACUUCAGCAAGCUGAAGGAAGUUAGGAGUGCACCUUUUAAUAUUUUGGACCAAGGCACAUUUUGUAAUUUGUAUUUAACCUCUCUUCUUCAAUUUGUGUAGCUAAAUAUUCGGGGAAAAAGAAAGGUUCUAAUAGCCACCAGGAUGUGCCUCUAAGCAGCCGCAAAACAGGAGUUAGAAAACAGCUGAAACGAAUGAGACGGCAAGGCCUCCAACAAAAAGAAAAAGCAACAGCCAAAGACCGAGUUAUAAAGUCUGCUUUAGGUGAGUGUUCUUCCAAUUUAAUAAUUUACAAUUACACUAUUGAAUAUGCCAUGGUGGAAUAAUGUGAUAAUAAGCCAUUGAAGCAAUAAUGGUGAUUACAGAAGAAAGUAGAGUAUCCAGCGAUGGCACAUUUUCUUGAUUAUAAAUAUGAGACCUAGUAAAACCUUAUUUAUUGUAAUGAAAUAAGGAUAUUCACAGUAGGCUGUUUAUUUUUUUCCUGAGCACCCAAUGUAGCAGUAUGUGGUUUGCAAGCUGAAGAAAGGUUAGAUAUAAGAGUAAUUAAAUCUGUGUUGUUAUUGUAGAGGAAUUUAAGAAGAAGAGUACAACGGAUCAUCUGUCAAAGAACAUGAAAUAUUUCCUUGGCUCCCACAAUGUAGCCAAUAAGGACGUUGUGGAGAAGGUUGGUUGGUAUUUUGUGAUAUACUUUUUCAAUUACAGUAUUUUUUUAUUUUCUGUGUGAUAUGUUGUGUUGGACUCUGUAGACUGCUAUUUAGUUGUUGUAUUGGAGAUAGUAUGUAAAGGUUAAUACAUUGACACCUAAUGAAGAAGAACUUCCACUUUAUAAAUUUAUCAGACGAGGAGGCUGGACUGGAGGCACCCGCGGAACUUAGGUAGGAGUUACACUGAAAAUGGUUUGACUACUUACCAUGAGAUGAUAUCAGACAUUCGUUGCACAGUAGCUUGCUGUAGUGGCUAUGAUGCCCAGACCGACUCUUUAAAUAUCACAGACAUUAAACCUUUACUCUGGAUUUGUGUAAUAGAUUUUAAUUAAUAUGAAUGCUGUUUCACCAUUCUCUAAAUAAAAGCUAAUGUAUGAAACCAGUUAAGCAGAGUUAUUGGCAAAUCCUGAAUUAAAAAAAAAAAAAGCUGUAAGAAACACUUCUAAUUUGUGAAUGUCAAAUUGUAUACUAAUUAUCUCCACUUUGUUAUCAGUCAAAUAAUUCAAAGUGUGCUUUUUCUCCUACAUUGACAUAAGUGUUUUAGCCAUCCAGGUUACUAUUUUAUUUUAGCAAUGCUACUAGAGAGGGUGGAGCUAUGUGUGAUAGGGAAUAUUUGAUUAAUAACCAUUAUUAUACACUGUAGUGGUUGUGGAAAUUAGAAAUCUCCCUUCAGCAUAAGUAAUGGGGCUUAGCAUGAACGGUGAACCCAGAAAUGCCAAGACAACCAAGCAUCCUUCAUGUUUUAUUUUUUUGUUGUUGUACAUUUUGCUUUGUUUGGGAGUCUAGGAUCAAUUCAUCAGGGUUAUGGUAUGCUUUUGAUUAAUAUAUGGUUUUGCUAUGAUAAAAAGUCAACAUAAAUUGUUGGUGUAGGGUUAAUUAAGCCUGCAAAUCCAGCUUUGUAUGUUUUAGGAAGAUGGAUGUUACUGUCUUUUUCCUCUGUAAGCACUUUUGGUGCAGGACAACUCACAAAAAGUGGUGUACUGCUCCUAACUCUGUCAUUUAUGUUUUUAUAAUAUAUUUUGUACUCCGUAGCUGUUUUAUUUUGCUUUUGUUUGUUUUUUUUCUUCAGUAGAAAAGUCUUGCUUAUAUUCUAAAUUCUCUUUAAAUGUUAUGACAGUGCUACUGUAAUGUUUUUUUAGUGUGGAAUGUCUGUCAUUUUCAUAUUGUUCUUUAUCCCACAUGUAGAUUUUGACACAGAACCGUGGACGCAAAUCAAGGGACCAGGUAGUGAAGCAAAAGAAGAAAACACAACAAGUGAAAUCGGUGUUCUCUGAGAAAGACUUCAAGCGCUUUGAAAAGGAAUACUUUGGAAAAAAAUUAAGCUGAGCUUGAAAAUGACUACUUAACUAGACUUCCUAUUUUGACGGAUGAUACAUUACAAUUCUCCAUAAAAACCAUCAGUGCAUUUGAUGUGCUAAGUGCCACCUUGCUGAAAAAAAUCAUUAAUAGUUUUAAGGCAAUAGGUUACUGGCAGAGCCUGUGGAGGAUGAAGAUUUUUGUACAGUUGCCAUACAGUUUCCUUGUAAACUACAUGUUACUAAAUAAUAAAACGUACCUUGGACUGUUGUAUAGAGCUA
Molecule: messenger RNA, 4635 nt
Organism: Pelobates cultripes (western spadefoot toad)
Lineage: Eukaryota; Metazoa; Chordata; Amphibia; Anura; Pelobatidae
Source: the annotation of a GenBank genome assembly